Messenger RNA from Coccomyxa subellipsoidea C-169, 2180 nucleotides. RefSeq lists its product as hypothetical. The transcript has 13 exons. Lineage: Eukaryota; Viridiplantae; Chlorophyta; Trebouxiophyceae; Coccomyxaceae. The record is from RefSeq and is a predicted model, not a curated record. The coding region runs from base 1 to 1482 and encodes 493 amino acids.
AUGGCACAGCAGGCUCUGGAGAGCUCAAUAUCUGGCCGCUCUGAGGCUGUCAAGCUGUUCCAUGACGCCACUGACAAAGUCAACUUUAAAGCUCGGGGCAAGGGCGCAAACACCCCCUUUAUUCUGGAGAGCAGGGGUUUGACUCGAGCAGAGACCAUGUCCUCUCUGCUGGAGCGCCACUCAGAGAUCAGACAUCUGAUGGCUCAGGGGGAGCUGGUGCCAGACACCAUGGUUGGUGAUGCGCUGCUAGAUGUCAUUUUUGACCCAGACGUGGCAGAUGGUUCGGGCUUGGUCAUUGAUGGCUUCCCCAGGACGGCCCUGCAGGCUGACUUCCUGAAGAUGCUGUACGACAAGAUGACAGAGCUGCACAUGGCGCACGCCGAUGGACCAGAGGAGUGGAGGUACCCACUGCCCAGCUUCAAGGUGGUGGUGCUGUAUGUGGAGCAGGAGGAGAGUGUGCGGCGACAGAUGAUGCGUGCGACAAUGGUGGCCAAGCACAACACGCGCGUCCUCGACGCGGGCGCAGGGCAGCUCUGGGAGCUGCGCGCCACCGACGUUGACUCCGCCAAAUGCCGCCGCAGAUAUGACGCGCACUACAGCACUCUGCUGCGCCUGAAGCAGUACUUCCCCUUCUCGCUCAUCGACGCCAUGGGCAGCCUGGAGGAGUGCAAGGCCCAGAUUGCGCGUGAACUGCGCUACCAGUCCUCCCUCGACCUCGAUGAGGCCACCUACGCCGCCAUCAGGCACCUGCCGCUGGCGAAGGACCUGGUGCGCUCCUCAAGGCAGCAGCUGGUCGCCCACCUGGACGGCUACGCCAAGAGGAACCGGCCCCUAUUUGAAAAGGUGGUGCGUGUGAUUGACACGGAGGCCGUGCCGCUGCUGAAGCGCUGCAGCCUGGCGGGCCACGCGGAGCUCAAGACGCGCAACUCCAUCUUCGCGGAGCAUGCCAUCGCAGCCGACAUGUUCAUAGACGUCCUCACAGACCGCGGCUUCUCCGUUGCCCAUGUCGUCGACGAGCAGAUCGUGCCAGUGCAUGUGGACCUGCAGACUGGCAAGGUGGAGACGCGUGUGGACCGGGUGAAUCAUUUCAGGAUCACAUUCGAGACGCAGGGGGUGAGGGACGCGUCGUCGCUGGUGGCCAGCGCUUCCAAGGAGGCGCUCGAUUCCGUGCGCAAGAUCGCCAUCGGGCAGACGCUCGUGCCGACGCACAUGUCGCGCGACCGCUUCGAUGACAAGUCAGCCUACGCCGCGGCCGCCGCUGCUGGCUGCGCGCCGCAGCUCGACCUGCGCUCGCCCCUGAACGCCGAAGGCGCCGCAGCCGAGUUGGAAGAGGAGGAUGCUGGGCAGCGGCUUGCCUUGUCACGCGACAAAGACAAGUGGGAACAGCAUUUCGUGCAGCAGGAGGCACAGCAGUCUGCCCAGAAUGGGGGCAUCAUUGGCUACGAAAAGGAGGCUGUAGGAGCCAAGCCUGACCCUAUAUAGGCAGGACGCGAGGAAAGCUCCACCAAUGCAUGCUGCAUUCACUAGAAGUGUUUAAUUAGCGACAUGUACAUUGAGAUACCCAGCCGCCAAACUUGGGAGGCUGUGUUGAGGAAUUGAUUUAUUCCGGUCCGCUCCAGCACUAGCUCGAGACUAAUCCCAGAAUGCUGAAUUAGCAGGAUUGAGCAAUGCAGCACUGAAAUUGUUGGGAGCAGCCUCUACUUCAAGCUUUGUACAGUAGUAUCUUGUCCGAGCUGCCCUUGGAAUGAGGUAUGGCCUACUGCAAACGGACCCAACUGACUGUAGACUGCAAGUCAAACUAGAGCUGCCAUGAACAUCAUUAGAUGAUCCUGAAGCCAGUGCUACAAACCACAGCGACUGCGCCGCAGCACUUGUACAGAUGCAGAUGCAGCUGCAGCACCGGUGCAGGCCUGGCUGCAAUCCGGGGUUCUGGCUGUUUGUAUCUGAUAGAGGACCAUGGGUUUGACAACCUUAUAUGCCAGAUCCGCAAAAUUACUUGACGAUCAGUAGGCUUGUUUAAAGUGAUCUGCAUGUGGGUUCGGGCACAAUCGUGGUAUUUUGCUGUUGAAAAUGCUGCUGGUAGAAGGGGAACAGGACAUGGGUGUUGUGCAAAAUGCUCUUGUUUCAUCAACAUGCAAGACUCUUUACGUAGCAGGGGGUGUAAACGGACUUCUAGAAUC